This is a messenger RNA of Oncorhynchus tshawytscha (Chinook salmon), 3403 nucleotides long. RefSeq lists its product as uncharacterized. The coding region runs from base 159 to 2573 and encodes 804 amino acids. The record is from RefSeq and is a predicted model, not a curated record. Gene Ontology annotation, biological process: cell-matrix adhesion. The transcript has 24 exons. NCBI's taxonomy places the organism in Eukaryota, Metazoa, Chordata, Actinopteri, Salmoniformes, Salmonidae.
AAGUGUCCUUGGGGUGAUUCAUGUAUGCCAUUGGCUAUGGGGGUUGGCCACAUUCCACCUUCUUAACAUACCUACGUAUAAACUAUACCUAGGAACCAAUAGUCCCAACCCAACAGAACUACACAGAAGAAAGGGUGAAUGCGCAGAAACAGAUUUGAAUGGACAAGGAGCUUGUGACAAUGAGGAAUCAAAUGAUGCUUUUUGUGCUGUUUUUGUUGAUAACGAGUAAGGUGACCACUGCUGAUUUUGUGAACACUUCAACAACUGAUGACCCUUCAACAACCCCUGUGAACACUUCAACAACUGAUGGCCCUUCAACAACCCCUGUGAACACUUCAACAACUGAUGACCCUUCAACAACCCCUGGCCCACUCUAUCCAUUUGGGGCUGGAGACACAGUGAGCUCCCGAUCCGAUGAUGGAAGUUCCCCUCCUAUAACCCUGGAGCAGCCAUUUGUUUAUUUUGGAAAACCGUAUCAACAGAUACACGUGAACCACAAUGGACAUCUGACCUUCAAUGCAGCAUUUACCAGUUACACACCAUACCGAUUCCCUGCAUUUUCCUCAAGAGAUCUGAUUGCUCCAUUUUGGACCGAUUUGGACAACAGGCGGAAUGGUACCAUCUCUUACCGGCAGUACAGCAGUGGCAGUGUUCUUCAACAGGCCACACAAGAUAUUAAUCAGUACUUCCCAAAUCUGGGCUUCUCUGUUAAUUGGGUCUUCGUUGCUACCUGGGAUAAGGUUCCCUACUACAACACUUUUGGAACAGAAAUCACCUUCCAAGUGGUUCUGAUUGCUGGUGGCCAAUCCUCCUUCAUCCUGAUGAACUAUGGGGAGAUUGCACCAACAACUCAAAAUAUUCAGGCUGGCUAUGACACAGUCAACUCCAUCCACUACUUCUCCAUCCCGGGGUCAUUUCAAAGCAACGACACAACAUUCAGUUACACCAGCAAUGUCAAUGUCGCUGGUCGCUGGGCCUUCCAGACAAAUGCGACCACUUCAACAACUGAUGGCCCUUCAACAACACCAGUGAACACUUCAACAACUGAUGACCCUUCAACAACCCCUGGCCCACUCUAUCCAUUUGGGGCUGGAGACACAGUGAGCUCCCGAUCCGAUGAUGGAAGUUCCCCUCCUAUAACCCUGGAGCAGCCAUUUGUUUAUUUUGGAAAACCGUAUCAACAGAUACACGUGAACCACAAUGGACAUCUGACCUUCAAUGCAGCAUUUACCAGUUACACACCAUACCGAUUCCCUGCAUUUUCCUCAAGAGAUCUGAUUGCUCCAUUUUGGACCGAUUUGGACAACAGGCGGAAUGGUACCAUCUCUUACCGGCAGUACAGCAGUGGCAGUGUUCUUCAACAGGCCACACAAGAUAUUAAUCAGUACUUCCCAAAUCUGGGCUUCUCUGUUAAUUGGGUCUUCGUUGCUACCUGGGAUAAGGUUCCCUACUACAACACUUUUGGAACAGAAAUCACCUUCCAAGUGGUUCUGAUUGCUGGUGGCCAAUCCUCCUUCAUCCUGAUGAACUAUGGGGAGAUUGCACCAACAACUCAAAAUAUUCAGGCUGGCUAUGACACAGUCAACUCCAUCCACUACUUCUCCAUCCCGGGGUCAUUUCAAAGCAACGACACAACAUUCAGUUACACCAGCAAUGUCAAUGUCGCUGGUCGCUGGGCCUUCCAGACAAAUGCGACCACUUCAACAACUGAUGGCCCUUCAACAACACCAGUGAACACUUCAACAACUGAUGACCCUUCAACAACCCCUGGCCCACUCUAUCCAUUUGGGGCUGGAGACACAGUGAGCUCCCGAUCCGAUGAUGGAAGUUCCCCUCCUAUAACCCUGGAGCAGCCAUUUGUUUAUUUUGGAAAACCGUAUCAACAGAUACACGUGAACCACAAUGGACAUCUGACCUUCAAUGCAGCAUUUACCAGUUACACACCAUACCGAUUCCCUGCAUUUUCCUCAAGAGAUCUGAUUGCUCCAUUUUGGACCGAUUUGGACAACAGGCGGAAUGGUACCAUCUCUUACCGGCAGUACAGCAGUGGCAGUGUUCUUCAACAGGCCACACAAGAUAUUAAUCAGUACUUCCCAAAUCUGGGCUUCUCUGUUAAUUGGGUCUUCGUUGCUACCUGGGAUAAGGUUCCCUACUACAACACUUUUGGAACAGAAAUCACCUUCCAAGUGGUUCUGAUUGCUGGUGGCCAAUCCUCCUUCAUCCUGAUGAACUAUGGGGAGAUUGCACCAACAACUCAAAAUAUUCAGGCUGGCUAUGACACAGUCAACUCCAUCCACUACUUCUCCAUCCCGGGGUCAUUUCAAAGCAACGACACAACAUUCAGUUACACCAGCAAUGUCAAUGUCGCUGGUCGCUGGGCCUUCCAGACAAAUGCGACCACUUCAACAACUGAUGGCCCUUCAACAACACCAGCUUCUACAUCUGAUGAGCCUUUCGCAAUUGAUGACUUCUGCAUAGAUUCCAUUUUUUGUAAAGGACAGGGUUUGACUGGUUCCGUUUAUAUGCUGAGCACUUUGUUAAUUCUGGUGUUUCUUACCAUUUUAAAUAAUUGAUUCUUACUUUGUUGCAAUCAAGGGAGUGGUUUUAUUGGCAGCCGUAGUGCAUGUGCUAUUCGUUCGAGAGAUUUCUCUUUCAAAGUGAAGGCUGGAGUGCACUGGAAGAAUGAGAGUGGGGAAGGAGGGAGCCUAUUGUCUAAUAUUCUAAACAGUAUUGUAUGUGCAGUUGCGCCUUUGAGUUACUCCAGAUCCACUCCCAUUUUGCUUGGGCCCUUCUUCCUGGGUGUUUUAAUGGGCUUAGCUAUUGUAUUGAUUUAUUUGUGUAAAUGGAUAACUUGAAAUAUAUUUACCUAUUCAUUAAAGUGGCAAAUUCCAAUAGAAACAAACUGAUCACUGUGCCACUUUUUGAUAAAUGGUUGAGGAAUGGGGCUGGAGAAAUGUAACCCAAAUUCAUAGAUGGAUCUAUGGGUGCAAGGACUGACUGAUAACUAUGUUACUCUGUUGCCGGACAGCGGUUGAUUCAAAGCAGGAGCAACACAGAUGUGCACUCCUGUCAUUUAGAUUGAGUUGUGUUGAUUUAGUUCUGAGAGUGUUUGAUGUUUUUAUUAUUUUGUAUCAUUGUUUUGGCCAAGCAGAGUGAUGGUAAUUACAUUAGGGUAAUUAUUGACAUCUGGAUCUGCCCUGGGAAGGAAAAAGUUGGAAAUAUUCUUACUUAUGGGAGCAAUUGUUAACCAAUCUGCUGACAUACAUUUUCUAUGUCAUUAUGGUAUUUUCUAGGCUUAUAGACUUAGAUUAGUGAGUAUCUUUUUACAUUGAAGCCUCCCUAUAUUUUCUCCUUGACAACUGUAAUUAACCUGAUUACUUUUAAAUAUAUACUGGAAGUCUGA